AUGGGUAAAUCGGAAUUGAAGCGUAAAAAGGUUCAGUCCGAAGUGAAACCUGAAGAGGAACUCGAAAAAGAAGCUGCUAUAGUACAGCAGGACGGAAUUGCUGUGGAAUCAACCCCCGAGAAAAAAAAGAAAAAAAAAGAGAAAACUGCCAGAGACCAAGAAAAGAGUGAAGGAGAGAGUGCUUCGGUAGAAGAGAAUUUUAAAGAAGUUGAGAGCGAGGGAAAUGAAGAUGAGGGCGAACAGGAAGUUCGUGGAACAGCCAACUUGAAUGGAAGUAUUCAAGGAGAGGUUGAAAACUUUUCCGAGCUUCCUCUUUCUGAAAAUACACAAAAGGCCAUCGAAGAUAUGUCUUUUGAGAAAAUGACUGAAGUACAAGCUCGUACGAUUCCUCCUUUACUUGCUGGUCGCGAUGUCUUAGGUGCUGCUAAGACUGGUAGCGGUAAGACACUUGCUUUCUUAAUUCCAGCUAUUGAAAUGCUUUAUGCAUUGAAAUUCAAGCCACGUAAUGGUACAGGUGUGAUUAUUGUAUCUCCAACCCGUGAAUUGGCCCUUCAAAUUUUUGGUGUUGCCAAGGAAGUCUUGAAAUAUCAUCAUCAGACAUAUGGUAUCGUCAUUGGAGGUGCGAAUCGCCGUGCUGAAGCUGAGAAGCUUGUCAAGGGUGUCAACUUAUUGGUGGCUACUCCUGGUCGAUUGCUGGAUCAUUUGCAAAACACCAAGGGAUUCGUUUAUCGUAACCUUCGUUCUCUUGUCAUUGAUGAAGCCGAUCGUAUUUUGGAAAUUGGUUUCGAAGACGAAAUGCGUCAAAUCGUUAAGGUGCUUCCUUCUGAAGACCGUCAAACCUCAUUGUUUUCUGCCACUCAAACUACUAAAGUAGAGGACUUGGCCAGAAUUUCUUUAAGAGCUGGUCCUCUAUACAUUAACGUUGACUCCUCGAAAGACACUUCAACAGUAGAAGGUUUGGAACAGGGCUACGUAGUGGUUGAUUCUGACAAACGAUUCCUUCUUUUGUUUUCUUUCUUAAAAAGAAACUUGAAGAAAAAGGUGCUCGUUUUCAUGUCCUCCUGUGCAUCUGUAAAGUACUUGGCCGAACUUUUGAAUUACAUCGACUUACCUGUUCUGGAUCUUCACGGCAAACAAAAGCAACAGCGCCGUACAAAUACCUUUUUUGAGUUUUGUAACGCUGAAAGAGGUAUUUUGCUGUGUACAGACGUUGCUGCUCGUGGUCUCGAUAUCCCUGCAGUAGACUGGAUUGUUCAAUAUGAUCCACCAGAUGAUCCUCGUGAUUACAUCCACCGUGUUGGUCGUACCGCUAGAGGCAACCAAAAGAGGGGUAAGUGUUUGAUGUUCCUUACUCCUUCCGAACUUGGUUUCUUGCGCUAUUUAAAGAACGCCAGAGUUCCCUUGAAUGAAUACGAGUUCCCUGCUAACAAAAUCGCCAACGUCCAAUCUCAGUUGGAAAAGCUUGUUUCUAAAAACUAUUAUUUGCAGCAAUCUGCUAAAGAUGGAUACCGUUCAUACCUUCAAGCUUAUGCCUCUUACUCUUUAAAGUCGAUAUUUGACAUCAAUAAACUAGAUUUAGCAAAGGUAGCAAAAUCCUUUGGUUUUGAUCAUCCUCCUAAUGUUAAUAUCACCAUCGGUGCCAGUGGACGCACUGACAAGAAAGAGCGCCGUGGAGGUUAUAAAAGCAAAGGAAAUGUUUAUUCGAAGCAGCGAUCUUCUAGCAUGUCGCAAGACACAGAUCGCAAUUGGAGUCGUUAA
Schizosaccharomyces osmophilus is the source of this 1758-nucleotide messenger RNA. It is a transcript of the gene has1, whose product is annotated as ATP-dependent RNA helicase Has1. Gene Ontology annotation, molecular function: RNA helicase activity; nucleic acid binding; ATP binding. Bases 1 to 1758 code for a protein of 585 amino acids. The record is from RefSeq and is a predicted model, not a curated record. Gene Ontology annotation, cellular component: nucleolus. NCBI's taxonomy places the organism in Eukaryota, Fungi, Ascomycota, Schizosaccharomycetes, Schizosaccharomycetales, Schizosaccharomycetaceae. The transcript has a single exon. Gene Ontology annotation, biological process: maturation of LSU-rRNA from tricistronic rRNA transcript (SSU-rRNA, 5.8S rRNA, LSU-rRNA).